UAGCCGUUAGCAUCCAGUCGGACCGACAACACGGAAACGAGCCCGGCUCGGACUCUCCUGCUACGGGACGUCUUUUGUGCUUCCAGCGCGCCUCUACCCGCCUCCCUCCGCACUCCCGGUUCCUCCUGGUUCUUCCCGGCUCCUCCUCCGUCCUCCUGGUUCCGGACCGGCAGUUAAACCCGAAACAUGUCGGCGGUGCAGCGGAUGAAAGUGGCGAACGAGCGGCACAGCAAGACGAUCACACAGCGGGGACACGUCCAGAAGACAUCGCGACCAGUAAAUGACGAUAAAUCUCCGGUGGGCCCGUGGCUGCUCGCGCUCUUCGUCUUCGUGGUUUGUGGUUCAGCCAUCUUCCAGAUCAUCCAGAGCAUCAGGCAGGGCAUGUGAUGACCUCUGACCUCGGAGCUGAGCCUGUCGCAUGGAAAGGGCGGGGCACGUUGCCUUCAUGGCCCCGCCCAUCACACACAUACACACACACACACACACACACACACACACACACACACACACACACACACACACACACACACUGGUCUGUCUGUGUUUGUUAGGAACCUCAGUGACUUCAACCUGAUUCCAACCUGAACCCUGGAACCAAGUCUGUUCAUGUCCCCACAUUGCAGCCGUGUCCCCACAUGGCGGUCGUGUCCCCACAUUGCAGCUGUGUCCCCACGCAGUGGUCGUGUCCCCACAAUACAGUCGUGUCCCAACAUUGCGGUCAUGUCCCCACAUUGUGAUCAUGUCCCCACACGUCUGUCGUGUCCUUACACAGCUGUCGUGUCCUGACACAGCGAUUGCAUCCCCACAUUGCGGUUGUGUCCCCACACUGCGGUCGUGUCCCCACACUGCGGUCGUGUCCCCACACGGCGGUCGUGUCUCCACACUGCGGUCGUGUCCUUACAUGGCUGUCGUGUCCCCACAUUGCAGUCGUGUCCCCACACGGCGGUCGUCUCCCACAAGUUGGUUGUGUCCCGACACGGCAGUCGUGUCCCCACACGGCGGUCGUGUCCCCACACGGCGGUCGUCUCCAACAAGUUGGUCGUGUCCCCACACGGCGGUCGUCUCCAACAAGUUGGUCGUGUCCCCACACGGCGGUCGUCUCCAACAAGUUGGUCGUGUCCCCACACGGCGGUCGUGUCCCCACACGGGGGUCGUGUCCCCACACGGCGGUCAUCUCCCACAAGUUGGUCGUGUCCCCACACGGCGGUCGUCUCCAACAAGUUGGUCGUGUCCCCACACGGCGGUCGUGUCCCCACACGGCUGUCGUCUCCCACAAGUUGGUCGUGUCCCCACACGGCGGUCGUCUCCCAGAAGUUGUCGUGUCCCCACACAGCGGUCAUAUCCCCACACUGCGGUCAUGUUCCAACACGGCGGUCGUGUCCCCACAAACACAGACAUAAACACACUCGUUCCUGUGGCGUUUGAACUGGUUUCUGUUCGACUGUAAGCCAACCUCUCUGCAGUACAUCACUGUUUGUUUGUUUACUUAUUCAGUGUCGAUGAAGCUGAUCAGUUAUUGAUUAUUAGUUAUUGAUUGCUGUCCGAUGAAGUCUUAACCCUUCCUGCUGUCGUCUGUGGUUUACAGGGACACGCUGCUGUCGGCCGUUAGCGGUCAGUCCUCUGUCAGGCUCAUUAUUUAAUCAUAUUUAUGGAGAAGUUUUGCUGUAAAUGAUCUUUGAAGAGACAAAACAAAUGUUUCAGCAAAGGAACAAAUGAAAACUUUAUGCUGCUAAAAACAGGUUAAGAAUUGAAAUAUAAUUUGACAGUUUCUGUGAGCGUAUUUUUAAGACCACUUUGAAAGUCUGAUAGAGACGAUUAGUUUGUUUUCUAAUGAAUAUGUGUAGAACCAUCUGUUUUCUGUUAGAACGAUGGAUGUUUGGGAUUUAAAAUGUGACAAAUGAUUGAUGUUUCAGUCAAAUGUCUUUGUUUAUUAUCACAGAAAGCUGAAGGAGCUGUUCAGGUGGAUUUUUGCUUUAAAAUGCUUCAACAACGUGAAUGAACUUCCAGCCCUGACGCUGUAGAAACGGACCUUUAGAGCAGGUCCAUGUUGUGAAGUUUUAGUGAAUGAAUCAGUGGAAGGUGGUUCAUGUUUGGAGGAAACGGCAGCGUGCUCCUUUAAACCCACUGAUCGUUGGAGCAGCAGCAGACGCCACAUCUCAAGUUGUUUUUGCUGUAAAAUGAUUGAAGGAGUCAUGUUGGUGUGAAGCAGUCGGAGGCUCCACGCUCCGCUUUUAUACAAAAUAAACCUCAGAUAUUUUCUCUA
This is a messenger RNA of Amphiprion ocellaris (clown anemonefish), 2263 nucleotides long. RefSeq lists its product as uncharacterized. Bases 187 to 387 code for a protein of 66 amino acids. Gene Ontology annotation, cellular component: endoplasmic reticulum. The transcript is spliced from 3 exons. The record is from RefSeq and is a predicted model, not a curated record. Lineage: Eukaryota; Metazoa; Chordata; Actinopteri; Pomacentridae. Gene Ontology annotation, biological process: endoplasmic reticulum unfolded protein response.